Messenger RNA from Octopus sinensis (East Asian common octopus), 1040 nucleotides. RefSeq lists its product as uncharacterized. The record is from RefSeq and is a predicted model, not a curated record. The transcript has 3 exons. Bases 249 to 767 code for a protein of 172 amino acids. Lineage: Eukaryota; Metazoa; Mollusca; Cephalopoda; Octopoda; Octopodidae. Gene Ontology annotation, cellular component: plasma membrane.
AACAUUAGUGCAACUGUCCAAAAUAGAAGUUACUCGUAGUCGAAGGUACAAAUUAAGAGUGUCAUAGGUCGGAGCUCGGCUAAGUGCGGACAAAUACGAAAGUCAACUACGUGAUGGUGUGUGAUCAGAAGCAAAGGCUUACCUCAUUUGCUUAAGUCCGUUGUACUGUUCACAUCGCGGAGAGAAAAUAGAAAUAAACUACGACAACAGCAUUAAGAACAGUAACAACUGCCAUUUCUCAAGACAAGAUGCCGAUGAAUUUUGCCAGCUCCGCUUCCAAAUGGAUGAAAAUUGCACUUGCUUCGCAUUUCUUCGGAACACUCAUGUUUCUUGUUGGGUUUUCAACUUAUGCAUGGCUCCAAGAAACAUUGAAAGGAAACACUAUAAGCGUGGGACUUUGGAAAACUAGGUCCUGCGACAGAAACGGAGGAUGCAUCACAUUUGAUUCAGUUUCAAGCCAUUCUCAAGACUGGUUCAAGGCUUGUCAGGCUCUGGAAACUCUAGGACUAAUUGCGCUGUUACUUGCGUUCAUCAUUCUGUUUUUGUACAUGUUUGUGGAAACCUGCCGAGGACGUAAUGCACUCCUGGCUAUCAUGAUUUGUACAUUUGCUGGAGUUGCAUUUAUUAUCAUCGGUGUAAUCAUAUUUAAUACGAAGAAAGCCGGUAGCUUGUACGAAAUCGGUUGGUCCAUGGGAUUAGCCAUAGCGGGAGCAGUCUUCGCUUUUAUCGCUGGAGUGAUGGUUGUCCUGGGCUAUCUUGGCAAGUAAGCCCUGCGAUCUCAUUUGGAGGGAUGUUGCAGAUCACUGAAACGCCAUUUAAUUCCGACUUCACAUCUGAACGUUGACAGUAACAUGUGAGCUAUAAAAAAAACAAAAAAAAAAACAAAAACAAAAAAAAUAACAAAACAAAGCAAAAAAACAAAAAGGUUUCAUUUUCUCGCUGCUAGUUUCCCUUCUCACUCUCUUUUCUUCUUUCAAUCUUCGUGCUAAUAACAAAAUAAUGAUUUCUUGUUUGCACUGAGACAGCAGAUCGAGAAGAAA